AUGAAAUCUACAAUUGCAGAAUCUUCAUCAUUCCGAAUCGUUUCAAAAAAUACGCAAUUUCUCAAUGAUGCCACAAAAAUGUUAAACAGGACAUGUACCAUUAAAAAAAUACCAAAAAGACCAGAUGAUAAUGUAUAUCACAAGAUCAAUUUAAAUAGUAAACUCGAUAUUAAUAAACUCUCUGGAACAUUAGGAUGGUUUCUAGAAUUAAGGGAACCGAUAUACAUAGAGGGUACUAUUAUAAAGGGUCACGGUAGGGGUCUCCUACUCCUUGGGAUACCAACAGCGAAUCUAAAGUGUAUACACACAAUACACUUGUUUACGGGGGUAUAUUAUGGAAGAGCUUACCUAGAUGGAAAUUCAGAAGUUUCAGGAUCAGAUUGUUUGGAUACUAUUGUAUCUAUAGGAUUUAAUCCUCAUUUUGUUGACACAAACUACAUCAUUGAGGCAUACAUUUAUAAAGAGUUCAAGGAAACGUUAUUGGGUCAGACAAUCAAGUUAUACAUUCAAGGAUUUUUAAGGAGCGAUGGGAAAUAUCAGUCGUUGGCUGAACUCAUAAAGGUUAUGCAAACUGAUUUACACAUGCAUAAACUAAUCAUGGAUGCUCGAUAA
Messenger RNA from Theileria equi strain WA, 612 nucleotides. RefSeq lists its product as hypothetical. Gene Ontology annotation, biological process: FMN biosynthetic process; riboflavin biosynthetic process. The record is from RefSeq and is a predicted model, not a curated record. Lineage: Eukaryota; Apicomplexa; Aconoidasida; Piroplasmida; Theileriidae. Gene Ontology annotation, molecular function: riboflavin kinase activity. The transcript is spliced from 3 exons. Bases 1 to 612 code for a protein of 203 amino acids.